CACAAAAAUAUAAUUACAUUCACAACUUUAAAUUGUCUUCAUAAAGCUUCCUCAAUACAUUAACUUUAAAUAGAUAUUAGUAAGAAGUCUGUGAAAGCUGGUAUGAUACAGUAUAUCUAGUCUAGUCUGAGUAGCCAAAAUUCAUGUUUUUAGAUGAUUAAACCAUUUGCACACGAAUACUAUUGCUUUCACAACUUUACAUUUUGUUCAAAAGACUUCCCCAUCCUGUGACCAUCAUGUAGAGAUUGUUUUGGAGUCUGUGAGAGGUGUUAUAUCUAGACUAGAGUCUGAGUAGCCAGACAAGUGGGAUUUUCCUCUGUGACACCAGUGUAGCAAAUUCAGGCGAGCCCAAAUAGGUUUUAACCCAGAAACGUGCACCUGUGAGUCCAGUAAUGCUGUCAUUAUAAAGCCUGCACUAAGGACUACAUUUUAUGACAAAGGUUUUUAAUACUGAUACAAAUGUUGAGCAAAAUAUACAUUGAUACAAGAAUGAGGUUUUCUGCAAUGCUCUGGACACUUACCCAGCUAUAUGGGAGUGGCAAAAUGGUGCAGUGCUGAGUCAUUGUUGGCAAAAGUACUUGCUCCCUCAAUUGCCAGCGCUGUAGUUUCAAGCCUGCACUGCAGUCACCUGAUGCACUGCUAUAGUUUGUUUUUAGGGCUAAAAGUAACAUUUCCUACUCAUCCUGUUUCAGAAAGACAGACAUGCUUCACAGCAAAAUGUAUGUUUUGUCGUUACAGACUGACCUCAUUGCCUUCCCUCUCUCUCCACUGGUUAUCCCCGCCCCUUACAUAUGUCUCUUUUCCUCUCACCCUAUCUCUAAAUCCCUUUCUUAACAGCUCAGACUUGGCUGGCUGGCGCUGUCAUUAAUCCCUGCUGUCAGUGCUUUAAAAGGUUUGCGUCACAGUCAUUACAGCUCUAUAAAAGCCACGGUGAUGCAGAUCCCACUGUGCAGUCGACCCAGCAACUCCAUCAAACAUAGAGCUGCCUGUUUCACGAGUCAUGAGUUCCAUUGGUUACGACCCUUACUUUCCUUCCUCUUCCCACAAGAGGAGGGUGACGCUGCGCAGUGGAGGGUAUGGAGGCAGUGCAGGAGGGAUGGCAUCCAGGUCGGUGUAUUCCAGCCUCUCUGCCCCCCUCUCAUCCCAUGGGUCAUCCCGGCUGCAUUACCCAACAUACAGCCGUAGCUCCUCCAUGCUGCUAUCUGCCUCUGGCUCUGCUGCCACUGCUGAACUGGACAUCAGCCAGGCGGUGCAGGUCAGCACUGAGUUCAAGGCCGUGCGGACGCAGGAGAAAGCCCAGCUGCAGGAGCUGAAUGACCGCUUUGCCAGUUUUAUCGAGCGCGUCCACGAGCUGGAACAGCAGAACAGGCUGCUGGAUGCUGAACUGCUGAUCCUCAGGCAGAAGCAUGGCGAGCCCUCCCACCUCAGGUCCCUGUAUGAGCACGAGAUCCGCCAGCUCCGUGCUGCUGUGGAGGAGGCCCGCGAUGAGAAACAGGCUGCUCAGAACCACAGGGACCAGAUGGAGGAGGUGCUGCAGAGUCUACAGGGCCGUUAUGAAGAGGAGGUAGUCAGCAGAGAAGAGGUAGAAAGCCGUCUGAUGGAUGCAAGGAAGAGGGCGGAUGAGGCUGCUUUGGGCCGUGUUGAGCUGGAGAAGAGGACAGAGACACUACUGGAUGAGUUGGCCUUCCUGAAACGUCUCCAUGAGGGGGAGAUAGCGGAGCUGCAGGCCCAGGUGCAGUACAAUGCCCAGGUGUCAGUGGAGAUGGAAGUGGCCAAGCCAGACCUGUCCUCAGCCCUCCGAGACAUCCGUGUCCAGUAUGAAAAACUGGCACACCGCAACCUCCAGUCAGCCGAGGAAUGGUUCCGCAGCAAGGUGAGUGUGAUGACAGAAGGCACCACCCGCAACACAGACAACGUUCGCAGUGCCAAAGACGAGGCCGGGGAGUACCGGCGCCUGAUCAAAACACGGAACCUGGAGAUUGAAGCAUGCCGUGGGAUGAACCAGUCCCUGGAGAAUCAGCUACAAGAGGUGGAGGAGAAACAGAGUGCUGAGAUUGCAGCCCUACAGGAAUCAAUUGGCCAGCUGGAGGACGAGUUGAGGACAACUAAGAAUGAAAUGGCCAGGUACCUGAAGGACUAUCAAGACCUCUUGAACGUUAAGAUGGCUCUGGACAUCGAGAUAGCAGCUUACAGGAAGCUGCUUGAAGGUGAGGAGAAUCGCUUCAGUGCUGGAGGACCAGGGGAAAUGUCCAGUGUCUACUCCCAAAGCCUGAGUGUUGCCCCAUCCUACAACCGCCCCAUGUUCUUCAUGCAGUCCAGCCUGAGCUCUGCUGCCCCCUACCUACGCAUGUACAGCUCAUCAUUCUCCUCUGCGGAUGAGAUUAUAGCUGCCAGUCAAGCACAGCCUGCUGAGUCAAGUCCUCAGGAAGAAGAGGGGGAAGAAGAGGAGAAGGGAGUCGAGGAAUCAGAGGAAGAGGAAGAAGAGCAAAAAGCAGGUGAUAAUGGAGAUCUGGAGAAAGAGGAAGCAGGGGAGCCUAAAGAAAAUGGAGAAGAUGAAAGCCAAGAAGGAGGAGAUGGAGUGGAGGAUGGAGCCACUGAAACAGAAGAAGGGGAUGAUAAGGGAGAAGAGGAAGAAAGCAAACAGGAAGUAGAAGUGGCAGAAGAAAAAGAGAAGCCAAAAGACCAAAAUAUUUAAAUCAAGAAUGAAUGACACAUUGAUUGUUCCCUAUCGAGGUGCUCUAUAAAUAGAUCAGUUCAGUACAAUCAAUCAGGAAACCACUGUAUAUACAGCAGAGGCCUUUAUGUUUGAGUUCAAAUAAACAGUAUGGCUGUACACUGAGUGAAGCAGAGCAUGAGAGUGUAUGCAUGUGUGUGCCUGCAAGGUGCUCUUCAGAACAAUAAAAAGCAAAUACCUGUAUAUGAAAUACAUCAAAAUAAAUUCAAUAUGAUUGCUUAAUUAUUGGGUGCGAGAAACAAGAGAGAGCAUGUGUGGAGUUUUGUGAGCAAAUACUGUAUUGUAUUAGCCUGUGAAAUAUUUGUUUGAAAAACCUAUGUGCUUUUCUGUCACCACAAUAUGCCUAUAAGAACACCAUUGUGUUCAAUACUUGAUUUGAAAUGCCUUAGACCAAAUCUUCUUCGUGGGAUCCAUGAUGUACAGUACUGAACACAAAUAAAGACAUGAAACAUGAA
Molecule: messenger RNA, 3189 nt
Organism: Oncorhynchus nerka (sockeye salmon)
Lineage: Eukaryota; Metazoa; Chordata; Actinopteri; Salmoniformes; Salmonidae
Product: neurofilament light polypeptide
Exons: 4
Coding region: 1001-2695 (564 amino acids)
Biological process (GO): neurofilament bundle assembly
Cellular component (GO): axon; postsynaptic intermediate filament cytoskeleton; intermediate filament
Molecular function (GO): structural constituent of postsynaptic intermediate filament cytoskeleton
Source: RefSeq, a predicted model, not a curated record